This is a messenger RNA of Schistosoma turkestanicum, 1552 nucleotides long. The record is from the annotation of a GenBank genome assembly. NCBI's taxonomy places the organism in Eukaryota, Metazoa, Platyhelminthes, Trematoda, Strigeidida, Schistosomatidae.
ACUUAUUUCUAUCUCUCUUUUUAUCUGUGAUUCACUUCAACACUAAAAAAUGCGUGAAUGUAUAUCAAUUCAUGUCGGUCAAGCUGGUGUACAAAUUGGUAAUGCAUGUUGGGAAUUAUAUUGUCUUGAGCAUGGUAUACAACCGGAUGGUCAAAUGCCUUCGGAUAAAACGAUCGGUGGCGGUGAUGAUUCGUUCAAUACAUUUUUUAGUGAGACUGGCGCUGGAAAACAUGUUCCACGUGCAGUUUUUGUCGAUUUAGAACCAACUGUUGUGGAUGAAGUUCGUACAGGAACUUACCGACAACUAUUUCAUCCAGAACAAUUGAUAACAGGAAAAGAAGAUGCCGCUAAUAAUUAUGCUCGUGGUCAUUAUACAAUAGGCAAAGAAAUAGUAGAUCUUGUGUUAGAUCGAAUUCGUAAAUUAGCUGAUCAAUGUACUGGUCUACAAGGUUUCUUAUUGUUUCAUUCAUUCGGUGGUGGUACUGGUUCUGGUUUUACCUCUCUACUGAUGGAACGUUUAAGUGUGGAUUAUGGAAAGAAAUCCAAACUAGAAUUUGCCAUUUAUCCUGCACCACAAAUUUCCACUGCUGUGGUUGAACCAUACAAUUCCAUUUUAACUACUCACACUACAUUAGAACAUUCAGAUUGUGCUUUUAUGGUUGAUAAUGAAGCUAUUUAUGAUAUAUGCAGACGUAAUUUGGACAUUGAACGACCAACUUACACGAAUUUAAAUCGUUUAAUUGGACAAAUAGUCAGUUCAAUCACAGCAUCACUUCGAUUCGAUGGUGCAUUGAAUGUUGACCUGACAGAAUUUCAAACUAAUCUAGUACCAUAUCCACGUAUUCAUUUUCCUUUAGCUACUUAUGCACCAGUAAUAUCAGCUGAGAAAGCAUAUCAUGAACAAUUGAGUGUCGCUGAAAUUACAAAUGCUUGUUUUGAACCAGCCAAUCAAAUGGUGAAAUGUGAUCCACGUCAUGGAAAAUAUAUGGCCUGUUGUAUGUUAUAUCGUGGUGAUGUUGUGCCGAAAGAUGUGAAUGCUGCUAUUGCGACAAUUAAAACAAAACGUACCAUUCAAUUUGUUGAUUGGUGUCCAACUGGUUUCAAAGUAGGCAUUAAUUAUCAACCACCAACAGUGGUUCCCGGUGGUGAUCUAGCUAAAGUACAACGUGCUGUUUGUAUGUUAAGUAAUACAACAGCUAUUGCUGAAGCAUGGGCACGUUUAGAUCAUAAAUUUGAUCUGAUGUAUGCUAAACGUGCAUUUGUUCAUUGGUAUGUUGGUGAAGGAAUGGAAGAAGGUGAAUUCUCCGAAGCACGUGAAGAUUUAGCUGCAUUAGAAAAAGAUUAUGAAGAAGUCGGUGUGGAUAGUGUAGAUGCUGAAGGGGAAAAUGAAGAAGGUGAAGAAUAUUAGGCACCCAGUUUCUUUUUUAUAACAAAAAAUCUAUCCAGUUCAAUAUUCAAUAUAACAUUGAAAUUCAAUCAAUAAACUCUUGGGUGAUAUAUACAUAUAUUAUAUUACAAUGCUUCUGUCUUCCUAUUUGAAAUAAAAAGUGUG